This is a messenger RNA of Copidosoma floridanum, 1911 nucleotides long. Its product is annotated as dynein regulatory complex subunit 11-like. Gene Ontology annotation, molecular function: protein binding. The record is from RefSeq and is a predicted model, not a curated record. Lineage: Eukaryota; Metazoa; Arthropoda; Insecta; Hymenoptera; Encyrtidae.
AUGUGCGCAGUUGAGCUGCGGCGCAAGCGCGACGAGAAGUUGGCCUCCGAGGAAGUGCCGGCGCCGGAAAUAGACCCCGUCACGAAGGCCAAAGCAGCGACGGUCGUGCAAAAAGCGUGGCGGAACGACGUGGCCCGUCGCGAGGUCAAGCGCAAGCACGAUCGGCUCCUGGAGAUACUCGGCCUGGCCGUGCCGAGCUGGAACCCCAACGGGUACCUCCUCAGGGACGGCGAGGCGUGCCGGAAGGCGAACAUGGACGCCCAGCUAAGGGCCGCAUCGGUAAACGAUCGGGCACCGCAGAUCCGAGAGAGCCACGGGCUCCAAGUCAUCGAGGACGUCCAGGACGAGAUUCGCCAGUGGUUUUUCCUCUGGUUCGAAGACAUCGGCUACUUUGACUCCCUACCCCCCCAAGAGGUCGGCGGCUCCAAGCUCAUCGCCACCGGCCAGACGCGCACACCCGCCGAGUACCUAGCCGGGCUCACCGCCGAUAGCAAGCCCAAAGGGAACACCAAGAAGGAGGAGACUUCGGCGAAGGAGGAGAAGGAGGAGGAGGAGGAAGAGAAGGAGUUGGGCUGGAGCAUGCCAGAGUCAAAGGUCCUGGCCCAUCUCGAGGGAGCGAUCGACGAGUUCGGGGAGCGGUGGGCUCACCGCGUCGACGCGCUUCUCGGCUCCGGGGGCCUGCUCGUGGAUUUGGUUCGGGAGGACCUGCACUACGAACUCCAGCUGGAGAUGAGAGGGGUCGCCGACGAGUUGGCGCGGGAGGAGCUGGACAAGCUGAACCGCGGCCUCGCUGCCGAUAUCGCUCUCGAAGGGCUGCCCUUUACACCCCCCCCGCCCCAGUUUGACGUCCUCAAACCAGCCAAGGCGAGCAAGAACCAAAAAAAGAAGAAAGAGGCGCCGGUCGAGGCGCCCCUCGAGGAGGCCGAGGAGCUGUCGAUUCUGCUGGAACUCCUCGAGGAUGGCGUGCUACGGCUUCCUGGGAGCUCCGAUGGGGAACCCGAGGCCAAGCUCAGCGAGUGGCCGGGCGUGGUGAGCGUGGCCCUGGGCCCCGAGUGCCGGCUGGGCGACCUCAAGCAGCCCGUGCUGGACUACUGCGUGCUACCAGUCGGCUCAAGGUCCGUCCACGAGCUCGCGCCCCUCGUGCGCUCGGUGUGCCUCUGCGGCCCGGCCGGCAGCGGCCAGGACUUUCUUGCCCGAGCCAUCUGCGCCGAGCUCAAGGCGGCGGUGUUCGACCUCACCCCGGAAAAGCACGUGGGGCGCUUCUUGGGCCGUGACGGCCGCAACAAGCUCAUCCGGUCCGUCGUCCGGCUGGCCAAGGCCUACGCCCCGUCCGUCGUACUGGUCAGGGGCGAGUCCGCGUGGCUGAAAAAACUCCCGGCGGAGCUGCGGCCCGUCCAGCCCAAGCGGUUCGCCCCGAUCUACCAGAAAAUCGUCAACUCCAUCAAACCCGGGGACCAGGUCCUCUUCCUGACCACCUCGUCCGAGCCGUACCUGGCGAGCGCGCAGUUUACCAAGCUCCACGACAAGUUCAUCGUCGUACCGAUCGCCGACCGGUCGUCGCUCUACCGGGCCUACAAGCUCAGCCUGAUGGCCUACCACGGGAUCGACCGCAACCUCGAGCUGUCCGCCCUGGCGCGGCUGACCUCGGGCCCGCAAGGCACGCCCAUAGAGCGCGUCCCCGAAAUAAUAGCGCGGGCGUUACCGGCCACCCGGCGCAUCCAGCUCAAGAGGAGGCCGUUGCGGCCGGAGGAGCUGCUGGAGCAGUGGCUGCUGGUCGAUAGACCCGAAGACGCGCAGCUCAACGGGCUGGAGAAGUUCCGGGCUAAGCUGCCUCUCGAGGGCAAGAGGCGCAAACUCGAGGAGGCCGAGCUGGAGGGGCAGGCCCAGCCGGCCGGCAAGAAGAAAAAGUGA